CACACAGCCGGACGCGUUCAUAAGAGCUCUGUUCUUCUUGUAUUAUUUUCCAGCAGCGAGCGCGUUCUUCAUCGCGUUCCUGGCGCCUGCGUCGUUGUCCUCGUGCAACAUUCUAACAUUCGCGAGAACCGCGUCAGGAGUUCCACGAGAAUAUAACGUUGAAAUCCAAAGUGGAUGUUGAGAACCUCAAGGUCUUUGCUGUCCAUGGACCACCUGUAAAUCCAGGUCGGUAUGUCCAGGGAUCGACUGUGUUUGAGGACCACAGCUGUGCCUUUGAACUGAAACAUGAAUUCAGUGCAUUAUUCCCAAGGUAUUCUGCUUAGUUUGUGGAUAAACAUAUUCUAAAUCCCUGAGUUCAUUAUAGGUCACCAUUGGACUCUUUAAGGACCUUUGCAGUCUUUGUGUCCUUCCCUGUUGGACAUUCACCAACAGCAUAGAAUGGCAAAGUGGUUCAAGGACUAUUUAAGUUUCGGGAGCAAACGUGUUCCCCCGCAGCCGCCAAAACCAGACUACAGCGAGAGUGAGAUAUUGAAGGCGUAUCGUGCACAGAAGAAUCUUGACUUCGAAGACCCUUAUGAAGACUUCGAGAACAGAGCUAGAAAUGACAACGGGUCGAAUGAAACGUCCCACAUGGGCUUCGGCUCUCCUCUGAAAUCCUCGAGUCUGGAUAUCAAGGUUGUGUCGCCAAAACAUCGCCUCAUAAAGGUGGACUCGCAAGACCUGGGACGGAGCAAGAUUCUCCUAAGCUCUGUGUCUUUAGAGGAACCUACAGAUCCGGUGGUUCCUUCAGCUCCAGUCAUGGGAGAUACCGAUUACUCUGACCCCUUCGAUGCUCGUUUGGACCCGCAUCCCGAAACCACUCAAGGCCCAAUCCCUCCUGAGAACAACGGCUACAUGGAGCCCUACGAGGCCCAGAAAGUGAUAACCGAGCUGCAGAGGAGAGCUGGUGGUGGAGCAGGAGGAUGGGGGCGAGGGGAGGUCCAGCUCUAUGACACCCCAUAUGAGGAGCGCGUCCCAGGGCAGCCGGAUCUGCCUGAGGAAGGGAGGGAGAGCAGGCUGCCACAGGACGACGACAGGCCCGCUGACGAAUACGACCAACCGUGGGAGUGGAAGAAGGAACACAUCUCCAAGGCUUUUGCUGUGCAGUUUGAGGGUGCUGAGUGGGACCGUUCCUGUUCUCCCACAGAGCGCCUGAGGUGUCCCAGGCCAACCACAGGCAGCAUGAAGCUACGCAAGCCCAGCGAACCUCAUUCAAUGAUCGGCGAGAGAGUGGAUCCCACCCUGCCCCUGGAGAAACAAGUAUGGUAUCACGGCGCUCUCUCGCGAUCCGAGGCCGAGUCUCUGCUGACCCUCUGUAAGGAGUGCAGUUAUUUGGUACGAAACAGCGAGACCAGUUGCUUGGACUACUCUCUCUCUCUGAGGAGCUGCCAGGGAUUCAUGCACAUGAAGUUCAGCCAGUCCAAAGACGGCCGCUAUAUCCUGGGCCAGAACAGCCCUCCAUUCGACACCAUCCCUGAAGUGAUCCACUAUUACACCACACACAAACUCCCCAUCAAAGGAGCUGAACACUUGUCCUUGCUCUUCCCUGUGCUGGUUCAGACUCUCUGAUUGGUCAGGGCACUGCAGUCCUCAAUGCUAUAUCGGUGGAAACAUACAGGAAAUGAAGAGUUCUUCAACAAAAUCAGCAACAGCUUACACAAACUUUUUGGUCCCUUGUGUUUUUAAUUGUGCAACAGCAUCUGGUUGAGGACAUCAACUUUUAAAAUGGACAUGUCAGAUCAAAUUACAGUUAGAUCUACACACAUGCUAUUUCACGUUCUUGUUAAUAACACUUUUCCAUCUCACCGAAUGACCCUCCUGUGAACCGUACCAGACUGCUGGCAGCCAGACCUGUUGCUUGUCUUCAGUCGGUGUUAUUCUCCGCUGGGAUGCUAAUGUUUAUUGAUCGAUUAGCAGCCUCUUAGGAUGAGCAGACGGGCCUCUGUAUUUUUAUAGCUGCUGUAAAAGACACUUCAACAUGGCUGUUUAUGACUAUCUGCUCUGAAGUUUAUAAAGCCUUUUGGUUGUAGUAAAGAAGACCA
Messenger RNA from Carassius carassius (crucian carp), 2081 nucleotides. It is a transcript of the gene shdb, whose product is annotated as Src homology 2 domain containing transforming protein D, b. The record is from RefSeq and is a predicted model, not a curated record. NCBI's taxonomy places the organism in Eukaryota, Metazoa, Chordata, Actinopteri, Cypriniformes, Cyprinidae. The coding region runs from base 439 to 1608 and encodes 389 amino acids. The transcript has 7 exons. Gene Ontology annotation, molecular function: phosphotyrosine residue binding.